AUGGGAGUGCCGAGUUUUUUUGCAUGGGUCUGUUCGAUGUGUAAAGACUACACCAAAUAUCUUCCGAAGAACAUUCAAGAAGACGACUUGCGCGAGCAAAACCACUGUGGCCGAGAUUUCGACACCUUUUUCAUUGACUUUAAUGGGAUAGUCCACAACUGUUCCCAUCCGGCUCACGACGUCGCACCUGUUUCUGAGGCCGAGUUAUUUGAUCGUAUCUUUGCUCAACUUGAUCAUUACAUUAAUUACGUUCGUCCCCGGAAAUUAGUGUAUAUAGCAGUAGAUGGGGUUUGUCCCUUUGCGAAGAUAGUCCAACAGCGGAAGCGUCGCUACAUUAGUGCGCGCGGGAACUCGGGGACUUCUUUUGACUCGAAUUGUAUCACCCCGGGGACUCCCUUUAUGGAGCGCCUUUCCGUUGCUUUACACGCGUACGUUACGAAUCGAAUGGACACUAAUCUCUACUGGAGUUCACUGUCAGUCAUUUUAAGUAACCCUAAUGUCCCUGGAGAAGGCGAACAUAAGAUCUUCGACUUCCUUCGCAAAGAGUCGAAGAACACGGACUUUGCCAAUUUGAAGCAUUGCGUCUAUGGGAUGGACGCAGACUUAAUAAUGUUAACAUUAGCUUCUAACCUCCCCUUUGUCUACAUUAUAAGAGAAGAAAUGGAAUUCACUAAACCUAAUAUAAUCUGCGAUGUAUGCCAUCUUAACCAUCGUACUAAUCAACACGGGAAACCAGUCAAUUUGAUCUUAUGCGACCCAAAUGUGUUAAGUACUUGGCUUAUUACUGAAUGCGCGAAGACGUGCGAGAUGAAGAUGGAAGACAUCAGUCGCGUUGAAUUGAUCAACGACUUUGUGUUAAUCACAUUUUUGGUCGGGAACGACUUCUUACCUAAAAUCCCGUCUUUAAAAGUCCAGAGCGGCGGGAUGGAAAUCAUUCUGAAAUACUAUUGGCCGCUUUUUAAAGAGGGCAAACGACUGACAAAUGGCAUUAACAUCAAUUUACAUUUAUUAAAAGAAAUGUUCGCCAAAAUCACUACAGAAGAGAGUGAGUUGUUAAAGAUGGUUGUGCGCACUACAAAGAAGUCACAAGAGGUCAAACAAUAUGAUGCGGGACUUUACUUCGACUCUGCAGAUACUAUUAUGAUCCAUACACAAGGCUAUCAUACUCGAUAUUAUGACACACACUUUGGUAAGGCAAACAACACAGAAAACUUUUAUAAACAAAUAGUUGGGGAAUAUAUAGAAGGCCUCUUUUGGGUCUUUCAGUACUACACUGUAGGUGUUCCAUCAUGGAGAUGGUUCUAUCCAGAACACUACGCCCCCUUUGCAGAAGACAUCUAUAAAUACAUCGACUUGAAUCAAGAAGGUCUCUUCGAGCCAGAUGAACCAAUUCUGCCAAUGGAACAAUUGAUCUCCGUCUUACCACCACAAUCAUUUAAUAACAUCCCAAGCACUUUGGCGUCACUCGUCGUGUCAAAGCAAUCGCCAAUUUUAAACUACUUUAACACUACAUUUCGCACUGAUAUCAAUGGUGAAGCGAAAUUAUUCAAAGGAGUUCCUCAACUCGAUUUUAUAGAUCUUUCGAAGAUUGAGGAAUUGGUGGCGGAGAGGAUGGCCGAGCUCAAAGGAAGAGAAAUGAGGAGGAAUUCACGAUAUGGAGAGAACUUGUUGUACUUCACAACAGAAGGAGAGUACUCGGAGAUCAUGCCACUCUUCUUGGAUAUUCAAGUAAAGAACUUCGAAACUAUUCAAAAGGUCAAUGAGAAGAUCGAGAGCAACCCAGAAACUAUUUUGAAUGAAAAGGAAAUCGGAUGUUUGGAACUCACAACAAACCAAAGAAAGAUUUUACUCGGAAAGUUAUUGCCAGUCGUCGACACACAAUUCUUCGUCUCCCCAAAAUUGGAGUACUUGUUACCUGAAAGAGGUUUUCUUAAGAAAAUGAUGGAUAAACACGUCGUUAACGCUUAUUUCAGAUUACUUGACUAA
Entamoeba invadens IP1 is the source of this 1986-nucleotide messenger RNA. Its product is annotated as 5'->3' exoribonuclease, putative. Gene Ontology annotation, biological process: nuclear-transcribed mRNA catabolic process. The coding region runs from base 1 to 1986 and encodes 661 amino acids. The record is from RefSeq and is a predicted model, not a curated record. Gene Ontology annotation, cellular component: nucleus. Gene Ontology annotation, molecular function: 5'-3' RNA exonuclease activity; RNA binding. Lineage: Eukaryota; Evosea; Mastigamoebida; Endamoebidae. The transcript has a single exon.